AUGUAUGCUUUCUUGGGACCUAACUUGACUUUAACUGUUAUUAUCUCAUCUGGUUUGUUAGAUCAGGUAGAACAGCUUUUGCAGGUGUUGAAAGAGUUCAAGGUUGCAAUUGGUUGGACCAUUGCAAACAUUAAGGGUAUCAGCUCGGCAUUUUGUAAGCAUAAAAUUCUACUAGAAGAUGGUCACAAACCUUCCAGAAAACAUCAAAGAAGGAUGAACCCCAACAUGGAAGAAGUCGUGAAGAAGGAAGUGAUCAAGUGGUUAGAUGUGGUAAUCAUUUUUCCCAUCUCUGACAGCAACUGCAUUAGCCCAAUUCAGUGUAUGCCAAAGAAAGGUGGAAUUACUAUUGCGCAAAAUGAGAACAACGAGUUGAUCUCAACACGAACAAUCACGGGAUGGCGAAUUUUUUACGGUCAGAUGAAUGAACCGCCGGGAGCUCUUGCGUCGGAUGGACGUCAAGUGGUUGAUAUUAUCCCUCCCGGACCAGAACUUCUUGUUUCCGAGGGCGAAUCUAGAUGGCGGUUUAUAACAAAUUUUUCCAAGAUUGCUAACCCUUUGUGUAAAUUUCUUGAAAAAUAUCACCUCUUUGUGUUUUCUGAUGACUCCGGGGUAGCUUUUGAGGAAUUGAAGAAGAGGCUAGUAUAUUCACCUAUCAUAGUUGCACCCGACUGGGAGCAACCAUUUGAGCUGAUGUGUGAUGCAAGCGAUUAUGUUGUCGGAGCAGUGUUGGGGCAGCGAAACGAGAAGGUCAUGCACCCAAUCUACUAUGCAAGUAGAACCCUGAGUGGUGCCCAACUAAACUACACAGUGACCGAGAAGGAAAUGCUAGCACUGGUGUUCACAUUUAACAAAUUCAGCUCUCAGGGAAAGGAGAACCAAGUGGCAGAUCACUUUUCCAGGUUAGAAAGAGCGGAGAAGAAGGUUGAGGUAGAAGAGAUUGUGGAAACUUUCCCGGAUGAACAACUGUUGGCCACAUGCCUUGAGGUAGCGCCAUGGUAUGCAGAUAUUGAUGAGCCUUAUCUGUUCAGGAUUUGUGUUGACAACAUGAUCCAGAGAUGUAUUCCCGAGAUAGACCAAUCUUCUAUUUUGCAGGCUUGUCACGCAUUCCCAUAUGGUAGCCAUUUCGGGAGAGUAAGGAUAGCUGCGAAAGUGUUGGGGUCGGGCUUCCAUUGGCCGACAUUGAUCAAUGAUGCACACUUCUGGGUGAAGUGUUGUGAUAAAUGCAACCGGACCGGGAACAUUUCCCGCCGACAUGAGAUGCUCAUGAACCCAAUUCAGGAGGUGAAAGUAUUUUAUGUAUGGGGAAUCGAUUUCAUGGGGACUUUUGUCAGCUCAUAUGGCAUCAAGUACAUACUCGUAGCUGUGGACUAUGUAUCAAAAUGGGUGGAAGCUGUGGCACUCCCUUCAGAUGAUGCAAAUGGAGGCAUUGGUUUUUUGAGAAAGAAUAUAUUCCUCCGGUUUGGCACUCCAAGGGCAAUAAUUAGUGAUGGAGGCACUCACUUCUGCAACAGAGCCCUCGCAAAGUUGUUAGAAAAAUAUGUUGUGCGCCACAAGGUUGCCAGUAAUAAGUUAUAA
Molecule: messenger RNA, 1575 nt
Organism: Nicotiana attenuata
Lineage: Eukaryota; Viridiplantae; Streptophyta; Magnoliopsida; Solanales; Solanaceae
Exons: 6
Coding region: 1-1575 (524 amino acids)
Biological process (GO): photosynthesis; DNA integration
Cellular component (GO): thylakoid membrane
Molecular function (GO): nucleic acid binding; electron transfer activity; iron ion binding
Source: RefSeq, a predicted model, not a curated record